CUCUCUCUCUCUCUCUCUCUCUCUGUUUCUCGCCCUUUCUCUCCCAGAGCAAAGCCAGAAGUUGAGUCCACUGACCGGAGAAGCACGCAGCAGACACAGCAGAGAUGAUGCCGCCCUCGCACGCGCUCGCCGCCGCUCUCACCGUUCUGCUCGCGCUUCAGCAGUCGGCAGGAUUCUGGCUUUUUAACGUCAUCUUUCCGCCGAACGCCGGACCGCGCGAGGGGAGCAACAGCACGCCGCCUCUGAUCAUCGUUCCAGGGAAUAUAGGCAACCGCCUCGAAGCCAAAAUAGACAAACCCACGCUGGUCCACUGGCUCUGCUACAAGAAGACCGAGGACUGGUUUCCGCUGUGGAUUGACCUCAACAUGUUCAUGCCCAUCGGAAUUGACUGCUGGAUUGACAACAUGAGGAUCGUGUACAACCGAACGACUCGCAGGACGUCCAACUCUCCUGGUGUGGAAGUGCGUGUCCCUGGAUUCGGCCAGACGUAUACUAUAGAGUUCCUGGAUAACAACAAUCUGGCAGGUUAUUUUCACACCAUGGUUGAACAUUUGGUCAACAUUGGAUAUGUGCGCAACAAGACGGUUCGAGCAGCACCGUAUGACUGGAGGAUUGCCCCAAAUGAGCAGGCUGAGUAUUUCGCACGCCUGAAGGGCCUUGUGGAGGAGAUGCAUGAUGAGUUCAAGCAGCCUGUCCACCUGCUGGGACACAGCAUGGGCAGCCUUUACAUCCUCUACUUCCUCACCCAGCAAAGCCAGGCCUGGAAAGAUCGCUACAUCAAGAGCUUCAUCUCACUGGGAGCGCCGUGGGGUGGAGCUGUGAAGCCCCUCAGAGUUUUAGCAUCAGGUGACAACGAUGGCAUACCGCUGGUGUCCUCCAUCAAGAUCCGCGAGGAGCAGCGCAUGACCACUACGAACCCCUGGAUGAUCCCAUCCGAGGACGCGUGGCCUGAGGAUCAUGUCUUUAUCUCCACGCCAUCCUUCAACUACACCCUCCAGGACUACCGCCGCUUCUUCAGCGACAUCAACUUUGAAGACGGUUGGUACAUGUGGGAGGACACGAGGAACCUCACAGCAGGCCUCCCCACCCCCGGAGUCGAGGUCCACUGUUUCUAUGGUGUAGGUCGACCCACACCCGUCACCUACAUCUAUGACGAGCAGUUCCCAAACAGCGAUCCCGUGGACUUUCUGUAUGAGGAUGGGGAUGACACGGUGGACAGCCGCAGCAUGAGCUUGUGCAAGCGCUGGAUAGGCGAACAGGAGCAACCGGUGUAUGUGACCGAAUUCAGUGGCAUGGCACACCUCGACAUUGUCUUCAACCACAACGUCCUCAAUGCCAUCCAGGAGAUCCUAGAGGGAAUGGUUCCAAAGGAUGAGACUGUCCGUACUGUUUUUGUCAAGCAAUCUCAGCCGCGCAAACUUAUCGACCAGAGCCCUUAAAUAAAGCUCAAUUUGCAGCUUGAUUUCAUAAAUGCAUAGUGUUUAACUUUAAAGCUGCCUAAGAGAGUUGAUGUCCAUUAGGACGUAAGACUGAGGCAAAGGAGGUCCUUUACCAUGUGUACUUUUGUGUAUAUAUUCACAAACAUAACCAGAAGAUAUGAAAUGCCUUUGCAGUUUGUAUAGGAUACACAGAUUCUACAGUAUGUACAGAUUAAAUAUAUAUCAUCAGUUGGAAGCACUCACUCACUUUACAUCCAUCAUCGCUUGUCCUUCUUUCAGCCUCGGUUUUGCUAAAUAUGACUCACUGUCACCGCCUGCUGGAGAAAAACACUGCUGGGCAAUUUUAAGAUCAAUAUUUUUCAAUAUAUUAAUAUAGAUCGUAAAGUUUAAUAUCUAUUCUACGAAAUCUAUUUUACAAUCAGUACUUUGGUCUUCCUAGUAUUAGAGUAUAAGUGUUUUUAUUUUUAGCAGCACUAAUUAUUGGUACACUACUCAACCAUUUGUACAUUUUUUUUGUACACAAAUAUAAAGUACAUUUAUGACAAAGAAUGAAUUAACCGAGAAUGCAUGUUAUUGUUGGAUUCUACUGUAUAUAUAAAGGAAUUUUGAAAGCCAA
Messenger RNA from Pangasianodon hypophthalmus (striped catfish), 2055 nucleotides. It is a transcript of the gene lcat, whose product is annotated as lecithin-cholesterol acyltransferase. Gene Ontology annotation, molecular function: phosphatidylcholine-sterol O-acyltransferase activity. NCBI's taxonomy places the organism in Eukaryota, Metazoa, Chordata, Actinopteri, Siluriformes, Pangasiidae. The coding region runs from base 105 to 1439 and encodes 444 amino acids. The transcript is spliced from 6 exons. The record is from RefSeq and is a predicted model, not a curated record. Gene Ontology annotation, biological process: lipid metabolic process.